UGUAACAGACAACCUUUGCCUUAACAGCUCUCUUUGUAUCUUCUAUAUAUCACUCUCUAUUUACAUCUUCUUCUUCAUUCAGAAAUCACAUUCCCUAUAGGGAUGAUGAUGGAUCCUUCCAUUGCCCAGGAAUUGGCCACCCAGACACUGGGAAGCAUGUUGGGGUGCGGAAAGCAGGAGCGAGAGCGGGAGCAGGAGCGGCAGCUGGAGAAGAAGCCGAGGCCGGCGGAUGGGCAAACCCUAAAAUGCCCCCGGUGCGACUCCGCGAACACCAAGUUUUGCUACUACAACAACUACAGCCUCUCCCAGCCCAGAUACUUCUGCAAGUCCUGCAGGAGGUACUGGACCAAGGGCGGGACCCUCCGCAACGUCCCGGUCGGCGGCGGCUGCCGCAAGAACCGGAGGCCGUCGUCGAGGUCCCGCAGCCAGGACCAGUCCCUCUGCACCAGCCCCAACCCCUUCCCGCCCCACCCCACCCUGGGAGGUGGGGCGGCAGGGGCGGGGGCGCUGCCCUACGAGCCGAGCGAUCUCAGCUACGCAAUUGCCCGGCUCCAGAAGCAGGCCAGUCUCGGGAUGGACGACCUGCCCAUGAUGUGCAACCUCGGCACAGCCCCCGGCGCCGCCUUCGGCGGCGGCGGCUACUUCGACGGUGCGGCGGCGAACACCGGACUGUUCCAGAACUUGUUCUACGGCGGCGGCGUGGGGAUGGAAAGUGGCGGCGCGGUGGGUGGUCUUGAGAUGGGGAUAGCGUAUGAUGGGGGGCACCUGGAGGGGAUUGGGGCUGCCACGUCAGCAGAAGGAAGGGAGGAUAAAAAUAAUGAAAACAAUAAUGGAGGUGAGACUGAUAACGGGAGGGGGUUAUUAUGGUCAUUUCCAUGGCAAUCAGUUGGAGGGGGAGGAGCAAAUAUGGGUGGGUUUGGAUCAUCUUGGCAUGGACUUCUCAAUGCCCACUGCACAUCUUAAUAAGUAAUUAAUUAAUUAAGCUAUUGCUUAAUUUAAUUAAUACAACUUUAAUUACCCUUUCAUUAGAUCUUUCGAUCAGACUUAUUUAUUCUAUUUUAAUUUAAGAUGUUCUUCAUGAGAGGUUUUUUUGUACUAAGUGAUGAUAUGAUUUUCAAUUUUUUUUGUAAUUUCUUGAAGUGGCCGGGAUUAAAUGUAUUAUGUACUG
This is a messenger RNA of Cuscuta campestris, 1168 nucleotides long. Lineage: Eukaryota; Viridiplantae; Streptophyta; Magnoliopsida; Solanales; Convolvulaceae. The record is from the annotation of a GenBank genome assembly.